GGGGGUGACUCAGCCUCGGCAGCCGCGGCCUCCGCUGCUGCUGCUCCCGCCGCCGGCGCCUCCGCUGUCUCCGGCUUUCUGGGUGCUCGCCUCCGCUAGCUCCGCUGGUCGGGCCAGGGGAGAAAAUGGCGCUUCCCCCGGCCGCCGAGGCGGCGGCGCUGAGCCCCCCGGAGCCCCCUGCCGCGGGCGCCCGCGAGCAGCCCGGGCCGCCGGACUCCGAGGAGCCGCUGGCCAUGCAGCGCCUGGCGGAGCUGAGGCCGGAGCCCGGCGGGGUCCCCCUGCACUCCCCCUGGACCUUCUGGCUCGACAGGUCCCUGCCUGGUACCACAGCAGCUGAAUGUGCAUCAAACUUGAAGAAAAUCUACACAGUGCAAACAGUGCAGAUAUUCUGGAGUGUGUACAAUAAUAUUCCUCCCGUGACUAACCUGCCUCUAAGAUGUAGUUAUCAUUUAAUGAGGGGAGAGAGACGACCACUCUGGGAAGAAGAAAGCAACGCAAAGGGUGGUGUGUGGAAAAUGAAAGUCCCCAAGGAAAGCACGCCCAUGAAGAGCAUCAUGCUUUUGAAGGUGGACGUGGAAAACAUUAAUUGCACUCUGUACAGAAUUCUUUGUCCUUUGCUGAUUGGUUUUGGACACGAUCUAAGCAGGACGAAAAGUGGAGAGGAAGACUUGCUGAAGCAAGAUGCUGGCCAUUUUCAAUGUGUUUAUAAUCCUCUCAGAUUGGGCAAUUAGUACUCCAACUUGCAGGUGGCAGAGGACUUGUGAUGACUUCCAACAUGAUAUUACUUGCUUUGGGCUUUUUCAAUUCUUUUUUCUGUUCUUUUCACUCUUGUUGGCUUUCUUCCCCCUCCUCCUCAUCUUCUUAUUUUCUUUUCAGUCUAAUUAUUGUUUUAUACAGACCUGUCUCCUUGAGGGACAAGGUUCUGGUUUCUCUUGAAAGGGCAAAUAGGCACAGCCCUUACAAUGCUGCUCUUCCUGAUCAUGUUGUCCAUAGAGGAGACUGGCUUGGGGAACCAGGCAUUUUAAUUAUUUGUCAUGAAACAUUCCUAUCAAUAAAGCUUUUACUCAUUGUCCUUGUUUCAGGAGAAAGGGAAACUGUACUGCAUGUUCUAAUGUACAAAGUGAUCUGAUUUUUGCACUGACAAGAGCACAUGCAUAGGUUGGGUUGAGGUUUGGGAGUUCGGUUUUGUUUGUUUGUUUUUACACAAAAGGCAAGAUAGAGAAAUGAUUUUUGGCAAAUACUAUGAGCAUGUUUUCAUAUUGAUCCACUCUGGAAAUAUUUUUAACCAGGACUUCACUUUGGUUUUUUGAAAGCAUUACUUAACAGUGGAAGAGAAGGCUUUCACUUCAUAGGAAACCUAAUGCUUUUUAUUUAAAAGGGAGGUGAUAAUGUAAUUGUUGAGAAUUAAGUUUGCUGCCUUCUGAAUUUGGGGUGUAUGUACCUACUUAAGGUUUUCCAAAUCAAUCCUAACGCAUUUUGCUAAAUGGAUUCUCAUUUCCAGCUUGUGUUCUGUGUAGUUUCCCAUUAUUGACAGUGCUCUAAGGGAGGCAGUUUUUUUCCUCCCUUUUUCAUUUAGGAGCAGGAAGUUAAUUUUCAUUGAAUGUGAAUAUUUACGAAGUUGAACUCUGAGUACAUUUCAUCCGUAUUAAUUAUUGGAAUUGUUGAUAUCUUUUAUUAUACUACCAAAGAACUAUUGAUUUUAGCUGUUUUGUGUUUUUUGUUUGUUU
Messenger RNA from Dromiciops gliroides (monito del monte), 1727 nucleotides. RefSeq names its product eukaryotic translation initiation factor 4E family member 3 (gene EIF4E3). Gene Ontology annotation, cellular component: eukaryotic translation initiation factor 4F complex. Gene Ontology annotation, molecular function: translation initiation factor activity; RNA 7-methylguanosine cap binding. The coding region runs from base 126 to 731 and encodes 201 amino acids. The record is from RefSeq and is a predicted model, not a curated record. The transcript is spliced from 5 exons. Gene Ontology annotation, biological process: translational initiation. NCBI's taxonomy places the organism in Eukaryota, Metazoa, Chordata, Mammalia, Microbiotheria, Microbiotheriidae.